GCUCCUUAAGUCCAUCUGGUAUGCAAAUCGUUCACGCUAAAAUGCCAAUCUUCUCCUAAUGCCCGCUGUCAACGAUCAACAUAGUUCCACAUCACUCUGACCUGGCAUAUGGCUCGUGGGGCUCUUGCUAGCUGGUAGACAUAAUAAUAGCAAAACCAGCAGUCGAAAAACUAAUACAUGAAUACUAAUUCGAAAUUCGACUGUCCUCUUGCCUUCUACUUGGAAUUGGUUUCAUUAACACUAUCAAUCACUAAACGGGGUUGUUUUCUUCCUCAUUCUAGCUAAAAUGGACCAUCAAUAUGAAUGCAAAGACAAACCCGACAGCGACAGCUCCCAGACAUGCUUUGAAACCGCACAGGAUUUUGCAUCUGAUAAUGCGUCUCAGGACCUAGAAAGGACUCAGAAUGACGAGACCGCAGCUCGCAUAGCAGAGAAGGAAGAUGCCAUUCGCCGAGCGUGUGAGAUGCGCGAUUUGGAUGCGUUGGUCUCUUAUGCCACUUCAGAAGGGGGUUUCAUUCGCGAUGACAUCAGACAACUAGCUUGGCCUAUUCUUCUUCAAAGUGACAGAGAUCCUGAAGUUGGCGCCUGGGAAGACUUGUCGCCGCAUGCAGAUGAAGACCAAGUUCAACUUGAUGUGAACAGGUCAUUUGUUUAUUAUCCUAAUUGCACUGAUGGCGAGCUAUCCUUAAAGAAGAACGAGCUGUCAUAUUUAAUCAAGCAAGUACUACGGCAUUACCCAAUGCUUUGCUAUUUUCAAGGAUAUCACGAUAUCGUGCAAGUUUUGCUCUUGGUACUCGGGGGGCAAAAGGCAGCCCCAGCAGUCACGCGACUGUCGCUCUUUCGGAUAAGAGAUUAUAUGCUGCCAUCCCUUGCACCAACGGUGAAGCACUUGCAGCUCAUUCCAGCCAUCAUGGAGAAGGCUGAUCCCGUCCUACGACGCCACCUUGCGGAUAUCAAACCGUUCUUUGCACUGGCGGCGACUCUUACAUUAUAUGCUCACGAUAUACAAGAGUAUAGUGACAUUGCCCGGCUAUUUGACUUUCUACUGGCUCGAGAGCCCGUCGUCUCUAUUUACCUUUUCGUUGCUAUCGUUCUUUCCCGUAAGAAGGAGUUGCUGGAAAUCCCUGAAGACGAACCUGAAAUGCUACAUUUCACACUCUCCAAGCUUCCGUGCCCUCUAGAUCUCGAGGGCUUGAUAUCGAGUACCGUACAACUUUUCAAUGACUACCCGCCGGAAUCACUACCGUUUGGGGCUUGGAGGAAGCUGCCUUUGGCCAGUGUACUGAAGAGUACUCGAGAUAUAUUUGGGAAGCAAAAUACACAAGAAGCGAUAGAUCUUUUUGAUAGACAAGUACGGCAACUGCGCUAUGAGGAGCGGAAGGAGAAAGUGGUUGGCUUCUUGUGGCAGCACAAGAGGACAAUCGGAACCGUGGCCGUCACAAUUUUGGUUGGUGCUAUAUCAGUAUGGAUGAGGAAGAAGGGAUUUGACACGACCAUAUGGUCGUAUAUCAAUAGAUUCAAGCUGGCAUUCCAAUCCCACGGCUUCUAGCCUUCCACUGGAUUUUUUUGGGUGGAGAAGAGGGGUUCCGGCUAAAAUGGCGCGCGCGCGCGCGUGUGUGUGUAAAUAACCACCUUACUAUACUAUUAUGUGUAAGACUAUCUGGGUGACCAA
Aspergillus alliaceus is the source of this 1672-nucleotide messenger RNA. Its product is annotated as TBC domain-containing protein. Lineage: Eukaryota; Fungi; Ascomycota; Eurotiomycetes; Eurotiales; Aspergillaceae. The transcript has 3 exons. Gene Ontology annotation, biological process: endoplasmic reticulum to Golgi vesicle-mediated transport; positive regulation of GTPase activity. Gene Ontology annotation, cellular component: endoplasmic reticulum membrane. Bases 287 to 1549 code for a protein of 420 amino acids. Gene Ontology annotation, molecular function: GTPase activator activity. The record is from RefSeq and is a predicted model, not a curated record.